UGCAAGCAUUUCAUCUAUCUUUCCGACAGUAAUAAAGAAUUCUAAUAAUUAUUAUGUUUGGGCUAACUUAGUUUUUAGUACAUUUCCAAAUAUACUACAAUAAGGAAUUCUAACGAUAUAUUAAUAUUUUUUUAUAUCGUAAAAACUGCAUUUGUAUGACAGCAUAAUUACAAAAAUUGGAUACAAAACCAUUGCAAAUAAGUACUUCCAUACUUUGCGGCAGAAAAAAACAAAUAUAAUCAAAAAAUUAGAACAAUAGGAGAUCCUACGAUUACAAACGCGAGCUACACUGUGAUAGUCUAUCAUACAUAUUUAUCGUUACAACGCAAUCAUUAGCGAUUAUAUUAGUUUUCUUUCCUCGUGCAAAUUACAAAUGAACAACCUCAAUAUAUACGAUUAGUCCGAAUUAUAGCAGAUAUGAUUUCAUUGUAAAUAGACUUAAUAGGUAUAUACUUCAGAUACUCAUAUUAAUCACUGUUAGGAACAUAACAGUUGUACAGUUGAUUUUAGAAUGUAAAAAGAGUAACAUAAAUGAAAGUUGAUUAAUUUAUCCUUGUCAUAUUAUACGUAAGAAUGGUUAGCUAUUCGUAUAAUAAAUAUAAGUGCAGUACUUGAAUAAGAUUAAUAAUUAUUUAUACUCUAAAAUUAGCUGUUGCUUGAAGAUACAUGAAUAGAAUGUUCUAAUGUAACCGAAUGUUUUUUUUUCUAGCUUGAAAAAUAAAAAAUUACUACGAGACAUUAUAAAAAGAAAUACAAGAUACCAUAAACAAAAGACACAUUCUAUUAUUUUUAAACAAUAAUGAAGAUAUUGCCAAAAUUUUACCAGAUACGUUUAAAUAUCUUAAUCUUUAACAUUUAUCAAUCAUUUACAAAGGUGUGUUUUAUUAAAGCAGUUAAAAGUAUUUUCGGUUGACGUCGAAAAUAGGGUAAAAGUUUAUUUCACAAUAUGACAAAAAUUUCAGCUGAAAAAAGAUAUCUGUAAAAAUAUAAUGAUGAUGCAAUAAAGUUAAAAGAAUAUAUUACUUUAUUAUAUAUAUAUACAUAGCUUAUAUAGUAAAAAAUGUAUAGUAUCAAUCUUGUAAACAAAUGAUUACUUGACUAAGUUAUUUUGUUGCAUAAUAUAGUAUUGACACAUUGAGAUAGGUUAUGGAAAUAAAUUAUUUUUAAAUAAAAAUAAAAUAUAGUACAUAGAGAGGUAGAAUAAGAAAGGAAAAGCCAUAGUACACAAUUUUCACACUAAUUGUGUAUUAUAUAUCUAUACAAAUAGGAAAAGAAAUUUUUAAGUUAUUUAUUAAAUGAAUUACAUAUUAGUUUUAUUGUUACUAGCUUAUUGAUCUAUGAAAUUCAAUUGACUCUUAGUUUCUAAAGAAAAAAUUCAUAUUUUAAAAAUAUGUCAUACUGACAAUUUGUUAACGGAUAAACAAGAUCGACUGCUGUAAAUAAUUUUGGAACUAUUAAAAUACAAUUAAUAUUUUUUAAAAUUUUUACAAUUUUUAACGAAGUUAACAAAGAACUAAUUGGUAACAAAAAGAAAUGAAAGGAAAUUUAACGUCUAAAUCAUUGAUAUAUCUAACACGCUGUCAAUGCACUCGGUUUUUAUGAACGUUCGUAAUGUGAAGGAAAAGACAUACAUUUAUAUGUCAAGUACGCGAUUUAGUUUUGCCUAUCCCAAGUCACUAUUAAAACAAAUUUGUACGAACGUGUAAAAUGGAUUUUUUAUUUUUGAGCGCACAGUUAUAUGCUCGAAAUACACUUCCAUUAGUUUUAUGAAUAUAAUAUCGUAUCUGUAGGUUAUAAAUACCGAAAAUUUAUCUAUUUCUCGUUCGAUCAAAUAUUUAUUCCCAUUAUGUUAUCUCGAAAAAAUAAGGAUUUAAGAACAAUUAAAGAGGGAGUUGUUGGUAAAUAUGUUAAAAAAGAAACUCCGCCUGAAAUGCCAAUUAUUAAUGUAUGGACGACAGAACCAAAUAGAAGGACAAGGAAUCGCAAUAAUCAUCCAACUAUUCCUACAUCCAUGUCUAUCCCACAACAACCCAGCAUGGUACAAAAGUUUGGAAAUACUAAGACAACAAUGAGUGCAGUAGGUUUAGGAAGUCACGAAGGGAAGUAUACUCCCAAUAGUUCUGUCCCAGAUUUAGCUCAAAGAUUUGCCAGUCUUUCUGUCAAUACUAGUACAAGGGAUGGGAUGUCGUCUCGUACUGCAACUCCAAUGUAUCAUUCUGGACUCUCACCUGCUAUAUCUCAUACUUAUGUUAAUCAGUAUGCUGGAUCUGAAUAUCAUUUAGAUCGUGUUCAAACACCACAGAUGCCUUAUAAGCCAUUUGACAUUGAUUCAGGUUAUGACGACUAUAAUCAUUCUGCAUAUCGUCACAAUACAGGAUAUAGUCGUUGCCAUUCAGAAAGAUCAAGUUCUAGGAAUGAACAGCAAGAAGAACUUCCUUUACCUCCUGGAUGGUCUGUGGAUUUCACUCUCAGAGGUCGAAAGUACUAUAUAGAUCAUAACACAAAAACUACUCAUUGGUCUCAUCCUCUUGAAAAAGAAGGCUUACCUACAGGCUGGGAAAGAAUUGAAUCGCCUGAAUAUGGUGUUUAUUACGUUAACCAUAUUACACGGCAAGCACAAUACGAACAUCCAUGUUAUCCUCAUGAGAUACAAGCAGUGCGCGUUGUAUCACCUCCACGCCACACACAUUUUCACUCUCACAGUGUUUUAGUUCCAGCUAACCCUUACCUUAAUGAAGAAAUACCUCAUUGGUUAUACGUAUACAGUAGGGCAUCGGUAGCAUUAGAUCGUAAAUUGCGAUGGGAACUUUUUCGUUUACCGGAACUUGAUUGCUUUAAUGCUAUGCUUACUAGAUUAUAUAAACAAGAAUUAGAAGAGGUAGUCAUGCGUUACGAAGAAUACAGGUCAGCUUUGUUAUGUGAGAUGGAACAAAGAUUAAAGGAAUUAAAUCCAGAAACUUCCGGAGCAGUUGCCUUGCGACAAUCUCUUCCUUAAUUAAAAGUAUUUGUAUAUUAUCAAUGAUUUUCUGUAAUGUGAAUGAGAGGAAUUGAAUAAAUGUAAUGUGAAUAAACUGCGUUUAUGAAUAUAUCUGUUAAUAAAUUGAAUUUAGUAAAAA
Messenger RNA from Bombus pyrosoma, 3116 nucleotides. RefSeq names its product scaffold protein salvador-like. Gene Ontology annotation, biological process: regulation of cell population proliferation; hippo signaling; apoptotic process. NCBI's taxonomy places the organism in Eukaryota, Metazoa, Arthropoda, Insecta, Hymenoptera, Apidae. Bases 1847 to 2995 code for a protein of 382 amino acids. The record is from RefSeq and is a predicted model, not a curated record. The transcript has 7 exons. Gene Ontology annotation, molecular function: molecular adaptor activity; protein binding.